UUCACGUAGCACUUGGUUGGCGGUGUAAUUUACACUCUGUUUUCCUCCCCGUGAGAUCAUCGUGUUCCCAGCAUUCGUCGGGGCCCGAAACAUCAGUGAAUGACUCGAUCAACACAAGUUUAAUCACCCCUCUUUCUCCAUCUUCAAUCCUACACAAUACUCGUUGCUUGAAGAAAAAAACGAACAAAUUCCAUGUACAUACUACACGACUACCACUUCAAUCAAACCAUCAGAAUCUGCCCUGAAUCGAUUUGCAUGUAUCAUAAGGUUCGUCGCUUUCAAUAAUUUCAUGCUCCAGUUCUUGUUCUUGUUUUGGUAUAAUAUGAUACUGGAUGCACUCGUUUAGUUGAUUUGAAUACCCACAUGCGAAAACCACCUUCACUGAUUUUGUUGAGUCAAAGAGGUUUUCGGUGAAUCCCUGAUGGAAAAGGAACCGCUUCUUCCAUCGCAUUCGAAAUUCAUUAGAACGCCGUCGCAACUCCGCCAUCUAGCGAUAGAAAAUGAAAUCUCCAUUCCGCCAUCUCUUACUCCUUCGGAGUUUAAAGAUAUGCUCAUAUUUGGUUCUCCUAGAGGAGAUCCAUCUUCGCAAACGGUUGAUGCCCUAAAUCUACGACUGAAUAUUGAUAAUUCCAGUAAUUCCCCGCUACACUUUGCUUCUAGUUCCAAUUCCAAUCUGGGUUCCAACCCACUUCCUAUUAUAAAUCCAGAAUUACAAAUUCAAAUCACACCAUCUCGACCGGUGGAUGCUGAUUUCCCGAUUAAGAAAAAAAAUCUACAUCGCUCAAAAACCGCCCCUGCCAUUUGUAAUAUCAAUGAGCUCGAUCAGAAUUCCAAGAAUAAACCACCACAGUUAGCAUUUCCUUCCAUUGUUCGCCAAUCAGUUGUGUUACUGGUCGUGUAUCUGCUACUUGGUGUGAUUAUAUAUUGGUAUAACAGGGAAAAUUUCAUUGGUAAAGAGACAUAUGUGGUUGUUGAUGCUCUAUAUUUUUGUAUUGUGACAAUGUGUACAAUUGGUUAUGGCGAUAUACUUCCAAAUAGUCCAGUAACUAAAAUGUUCUCAAUCUUGUUCGUGUUGGUUGGUUUCGGGUUUAUUGAUAUCUUGCUCAGUGGGAUGGUUAGUUAUGUUCUUGAUUUACAAGAGAAUUACUUGUUGAGUUCUUUAAGCAAUGGGAAAAGACGAGAUCACCCCUCGUAUAUAAUCGACUACAAGAAGGGAAGAAUGAGGAUCCGAAUGAAAGUCGGGUUAGCUUUAGGGGUUGUGGUUCUUUGUAUUGGUAUAGGUGUUGGUGUUAUGCAUUUUGUGGAGAAACUUGGUUGGCUUGAUUCUUUUUAUCUUUCUGUUAUGUCUGUGACUACCGUUGGAUACGGUGAUCUUGGGUUUUCAACUACCACGGGUCGGGUUUUUGCUUCCGGUUGGUUGCUUGUGUCAACACUUGCGGUUGCCCGUGCGUUUCUUUAUUUGGCUGAGGCUCGAGUCGAUAAACGACAUCGGAGGAUGGUUAAAUGGGUUCUCGAUCAAGAUCUCACCGUUGCUCAAUUUCUUGCUGCAGAUAUUGACAAUAAUGGUUCCGUCAGUAAAGCGGAGUAUGUGAUAUACAAGCUGAAGGAAAUGGGAAAGGUUUCAGAUAAAGAGAUAUUGGAGAUAUGCAAAAUAUUUGAUCGGCUCGAUACAGGAAACUCGGGUAAGAUAUCGCUUGGUGACCUCAUGCAAAGUCGACGCAUGUAGAGAAGGUGAAACAUAUACACGGUUUGUGUAGUAAAUUUGAUGUUGAAUUUGGAUGUGAAAGUUAUAGAAACAGAUUCGAUUUUUUGAUGGAUCACAUGUUACAUGCUUUUGCAAAUUUGGAUGAAUGGUGUUUCGAUUGCUAUA
Lactuca sativa (garden lettuce) is the source of this 1870-nucleotide messenger RNA. Its product is annotated as two-pore potassium channel 3. NCBI's taxonomy places the organism in Eukaryota, Viridiplantae, Streptophyta, Magnoliopsida, Asterales, Asteraceae. Gene Ontology annotation, biological process: stabilization of membrane potential; potassium ion transmembrane transport. Gene Ontology annotation, cellular component: plant-type vacuole membrane; plasma membrane. The record is from RefSeq and is a predicted model, not a curated record. Gene Ontology annotation, molecular function: outward rectifier potassium channel activity; potassium ion leak channel activity.